AUGGACAGUGUUUUACAAAUUGUCUUGACAAGUUUUGAAAAAGUUGGUAAAUCACAAAAUGAGGCCAAAAACUUUCAACCACUUCAAAAAAUUACAAAACAUUUAGAUUUCUGUUUUGCUGAUGAAGAACGUACUCAUGGAACUCUUGCUUACCUUGAUGCUAUUCGUACUAAACUUCCAAAUAUGAAAAAGGGUAAGAAGGAUCUCAUGCCAUUCAUUUGUGAAACUUUAAUUCAUAUUUUUGAGGAAAUUCUCACUGGACAAUACAUGUUUGAUGAAAUUCAAUUACUUGAGAAUAGUCAACAUUGGGAAAAGCGUAAGAAGGAAUUUAAAUCACUUAAUAAUGAAUUGAGUAAUAGAUUUUGGGGAUGUUUCCAAGAAAUCUAUGAUAAUUUGUUGAAGAUGGCUUCAAAGAAAGAAGCUUCAUCAUUUGAUCUUGUAAAUUGUAUGGCAAUGAUGACUUGUCGUGCAAAGGAGGACAUUUACUUCCAAAAUGUUCCAGAACUCAUCAAAUUGUACACUGCCGGUCUCAAAGAUAAGAAGGAAAAAUUCGAUUUCUUCAAAUCAAUCAAAUCAUUUGUAACAUAUGUACCUAAUGAAUAUGUUACAAAAGAUCUGGAAAAGUUCAGUAACUUUAUUAAAUCUGUUUCAGAUCAAAUUUUCAAUAAGAAGGUGGUACUCAAUGAAUACAGACAAGAUGCUGAAACAUUCCUUGUUGAAUAUGCCAAGAAACAACUUCAUAGAACAUGGCCUAAACUCAUGGAAGAAAUUUUGAAACCAGAAAACCAAAAAGUUUACACUAACGAACACAGAGCUGUUGCAUUGUCAUGUAUUGCUAGAGUUGCAAGACUAUUCCCUGAUGAAAUUGCAAAGCAAAACUACUUGUUGGGAGUUGUUUGUACAAAUAUCAUUUUAGAUGAAAAGAUGAGAACUGAUGUUACUCUAUUGAGAAAUGUUCUUAAAUGUUUCCCUCGGGUCAGACAUACAUCUGAAGAAAAGAUGAAUGAAAUUAGAAAUAUCAUUGGUACUCAUUGCUUAUUACAUCCUGAUAGAACUGUUUCUAGAAAUGCUGCUGAGGCUCUUGUUUCCUCUGUUGAAAUGGAACCAGGUAAAAUCCUUGAUGUUGUCGAAAAAUUCAGAGAUGUUUUGAUUAAGGUUAAUGAAAUUACUCCAGAAAAUGCUUACAAAUUGUUGAAGGAUUUAUUCCUUGUUUUGGAAACAUUUAUUCAUAAGGUUCAAGAAUCGGAAAAACUUAUUAUUGGAUUAGACAUUCAAGGAUACAACUCUCUUAGAAAGAAGGUUGAAGGAAUGUUACUUUUGUAUAUUAUUCAUACUGCCCCUACUGUCAGAAAUCAAGCUGUCAAGACUCUUAAACAAUUGUCUAGACCAGAACUUAAAGCAAUCACUAAGGAAAUUUCAUCAAAUUGUACUUAUCUGAUUGAUGACGGCAUGCUUACUUCCCCAAAGAAUGACAGUUCUGAAUGGUUACCUUGCGUAGAAGAAAUGUGCAAGAAUCACGUUGAUGAUGCCAUCACUAAGGCAUGGGAAGAAUUGAUAAAGCGUUGGAGUACUGGUGUUUCCAGACUCGAUAAGAUUGAUCUCCUCUCGAAUCAUUUGAGAUUCCUCUGUGCUGCAGCUAGACCAACACUCGCCUCAAAGGCAGAACCAUUCUUCAAUGAAUUACUCCAAUUGUUAACUAAGAAUUGCCCUCAUAACGAAAUUAAGACAGCAGUUUUGGGAGCUUUAGAAUUGGUCCAUCCAACAAGCAUGUACAUGAUCCUCUCACAAAUAAGAUCCAUUGAUGUAGCCAGAACCUACAUCAAGAAGGAGCAUAGAAUUGAAAGCUCCGAUCCUGCUUACGAACAACACAUUAUUUCCUUGCUAAAGAGAUUAAUUACCAAGUCCAUCUCAAAUGUUUCAUCCAUUUCACCAACUGAUUUCCUCUUUGUCAAGCAAGGAAUUGCUGUUAGAGAUUUCUUUGAUGAACUCAUUUCUAAUUGGACAACCAAGGAUAGAAUUGAUGUUAGAGACAUUACAGGUUCUUUCCUCAAUAAUAUUGACACUUGGAAAGACGCUGCUGAAAUUAUUGCAACUUACCUCAAGCAUUUGAAUACCAUCAGUAAGCAAACUGCUCUCGAAAAGGGAACAGAUAUUUCUGAUCAAGCUGUUACAUACAGUAAUAUGUUCAAAAAGCACACUGUCAAUCAAUCUUUGGUGUAUCUCUUCAAAUUCUUGCAUUAUGACCACAUUGGACUUUAUUGCCAAGAAGCUGCUAAUGGUAUUCAACACAUUUGUUCAUUUGGAAUGAUUGAAGAUGAAAAGUUUAUCAAUGACAUUUUGAGAUAUUGUGAACAAGUUAUUGUUCGUAAGAAAGAUGAAGUUGACGUUAUUCCAGUCAUGUCAGAAUUUUUGAGAAAUAAUCCUCAAACUCUCAGAACCUUCAUUAUCAACUCAUACUAUGAAUCCUUCAAUAGAUAUAUCAAGGAAGAACUCGAUACUCAAGACGAAUCUGAAGAUAAAUCAAAGAAAUCCAGUAAAGGAACCAAGAAGGAAGUUGAAGCUAUGCUUGAAUUAAAGGAAGAAAAGAAAGAAGAAAGAAAGAAAUUCACUGAAAGAAUUCCAAAUAUUUGCAGAGCAUAUCUCUCUGCCAUUGUAAAGGUUAUGGAAGAUCACCUUGAUCAUUGGAUUCAAGAACAAUACACCACUUUGGGAGGCAUGUUCUAUAUUGCACUUGUCCACUCAUGCACCAGAGGUAACAUUUCACUCAGAGAUAAGGCUCAUGAAUUGAUUAAUAUUGUAAUCAAAUCAGAUACCUCUGAAGGAAAUAUCAAUUAUGGAACAACCUAUCACUGUACAAGUGUUGGUGAUGAAUGUGUCUUUAAAAAGACUAUUUACAACUUUUCAGAAUAUGUUUCAAAGACUGCUCCUUUGAUUACUGCUGAUUUGUUUACUGAAGCUGAUAAGACUGUUGAUUUGUUGGAUGGUGUUAAUAAGGAAAAUACUUUGAGAAUUCUCACACCAUGGUCUUACAAUUUCGGUCUCUAUGUCAAGACAUGUUUGGAUUCUGCAAAUACUUCUGAUGCUGCCUACAAGAUGAAAGAUUUCACUUCUCAAAGACUUUUGAAGAUUAUCUUUACUAUUACUGAAAAACUCCACGGUGAUGAAGAUUCACAAACCGACGAUUAUCCAAUGACUAAUAAUUUGAAUAAGCACUAUUUGGAAAGAAUUUGGUACAACCUUAUCAAAUCAUCAGAAGUUUGUAAAUGGGUUAUUCCAGAAGUUGUCAAGUUUAUUGUUGAAAAUUAUGAUUAUUCAUUCUCAAAUAAUACUCAACCUGUCAACACAACCCAUACCUUGUUGAGAGCUGUCUUUGUUUAUAUUUGUAGAGAUGAAAAGAGCUUGCCGCUCAUCCUUGAAAACCUUGUCUAUUAUUUGAGAGAUUACAAGGAAAAGGUACCUGAAACUAAGAAGGAAGUUGCCAAAUAUCUCGUCGAAAGAGGUUUACAGGAACCUGUUGAUGCUGAAUUCACUAGUCUAGAAUUCAGUGCUCUCCAACUCUUGGUUGAUAUUACCUAUGAACAUGAUGUUGCACUCAUUCCUCAUUUACCAAAACUCUUCAUGAAUACCAUUGUUCUCUUCAACUCUUGUCAAAAUACUAGAACAUUUAUUGAACCUAAACUCAUCUUGGAAAAUAUCCUUCAAUCACUUGCAUUGAGAAUGAGAGAUUUGAAUACUUCUACCAUUCACUAUGUUGAAAAACUUACUCAAUUCCUCAUUGAAAAUUUGAGAAAGUCCUCUCAACAAAAGCUUACACGUGUUCGUUCAUUCAUUGUUCAAUGGACAGAAUAUGUAUCAAAGAAGCACAGACCAGAUUUGGCUGAAGCUAUUUCUGAAAUGGCUCUCAAUUGGGCUUUACAAACAAAGGACAAUAAGAUUUCACUCGAAUCUUACUAUGUUUUUGAAGCUUUGAACAAGAACUUCUCAUGUGAUGUCAUUGAAAAGUUAGUGAUUGGUUUCUUUGAUGCUGUCAGAGUUAGAGAUGAUGCCAAGAUUUCUAUCAUUAUGGAUAUUUUCUUCAAUAUUCCAUCUGAUAAGUUGGCUCCUCCUCGUGUAUCUAAAUUAUUGUUCCAAGUCGUCUUUUGGCUCUUCUUCUCCUGGAAUAAGACUCACUUUGCUCGUGGUUUGAAAUACAUGCUCAAGUUGCAAGGACUCACCCAAUAUGAUAAUAUUGAUGAAUCCGUACUCAAUUCAUCCAUGUACAAUGUAUGGAAGGGUUACACAGGUGAAGAAACUGUUGAUGUUAGCGUCUCUAGAGUUAUUUUCAAGGGAAUAUUCGAUACUGAAACAUUUGCUGAAACCUUUGAUCUCUUGAAUAAUUUGGUUGUCAGAUUUGAAUCAUACAUGACCAAACAAAGCAAUAUGAUGAUUGCAACUAUUUUGGUUGUUCAAGGUAUUCUAUACCUUUCUGGUGACUUCUCAAAGAAGGCUCAAUUGCAAAAGUUGUUGGAUAGAAACGAAGGUUUGGUGGAUUUCAAGAAUGCUUUCAAUACUCUUGAACAAUCCUUCACUCAAGUCAAGGCCAAUUUGGUAACAAAUGAGGAAGUUAUCUCAGAAUUGACAGAAUAUAACAAGUGUAUGACUCAGUUUACCACUGACUUUGCAUCUGCCUAUCAAAAGAUAUUCUCAAAUAAGAGUGGCAGCUUUAUUAAUUGGGUAUUGGUUUCCCUCACCAAAAAUUCUAACAUCAAGUGGUCUCUUGCCUCUGUUCUUCUUACUAGCAAAUUGCUCCCAGUCAUUUUCCAACCUGGUUUGUGGUCUAUUGAAGAAAUUAGCAGUGUCUCUUGUAUUGCUAAGGAAUGCAUGUCAGAUGUUAAGCUUGUUUCAUAUUUGAGAAAUCCACUCCUCCACAAUUCUGCCAAGGAUAUUACUGAAUUUAUUGCCUUCCAUGCUCAUGAAAAGCAAAAGAAAUACACCAAGAAGGAGGUUGAAACUGUUUUCCCAUACUUGGAACCAACUCUUGGAUUCUUGAAAAGUGUUCGUUCAGAGAAACCAUCCAAUAAUGAAUCAUUCGUUGGAACAAACACUGUUGAAAAGGAUAUUACUCGUAGUGAAAUUUUGUGUCGUAUGUGGUAUCAAACAUUUAGUCUCCAAAUUGAUCCUGCAUCCAACAAUGAAGAAGCAUCACUCCUCACUUCAAUUCUCGAAUUCAAAUCUGAAACUCAUGCCACUGAAUCAAAUAUUUCUCCUGUCAUUGCAAACUAUGCCAAAGUCAUUUCACAAAGAAAGACCAAACCACUCUCUGAUAUUCCAGAAUCGGAUGCUCCACCAACUGUAACCCAGGUAAAUGAUAUUAAUAUUGAUGAUGUUGAAGAUGAAGUAGAAGAAGCAAUUAUUAUUCCACCACCUCCAGAAUCUGAUAGUGAGGAUGAAGAAAGUGAGAAAACUCAAUAAAUAAUUUAAUCUUGUUUC
This is a messenger RNA of Naegleria gruberi, 5469 nucleotides long. RefSeq lists its product as uncharacterized. The transcript has a single exon. Gene Ontology annotation, cellular component: site of polarized growth; cell cortex. NCBI's taxonomy places the organism in Eukaryota, Heterolobosea, Eutetramitea, Acrasida, Naegleriidae. The record is from RefSeq and is a predicted model, not a curated record. Gene Ontology annotation, biological process: cell morphogenesis. Bases 1 to 5451 code for a protein of 1816 amino acids.